AUGCACCCGGCAGUUGGUCACAAGUAUGUCGUUGCCGUUGAUCGCACUCGACCUCAUGGCCGUGUUAUCGGUAUCGAUCUUAUACCCGCCCAGCCUCCCAGGGGUGUUGCGGCUUUCCAAGGAGACUUCUUGUCCCCUAUGGUUCAAAAACUUGUCAAAGAAUUCAUCGUCCAAAGCCACGGCGACAGGCCUCCUCAGGCCGGGAGAGACGAUGUUGAUGAAGACAACGAUACGCUUCCAGAAAAUACGAUCAUCGACCAGCCGAGCUACAUUGAUCGAGAGAGACACUCAGCAGAGAGUUCAAGCUCUCCAUCUAGUAGCGCAUUAGCAGAGUCGACCUCGAGAAAUCUGGUGGAUGUCGUGUUAAGUGAUAUGCUGAUGAACACGAGCGGCAUUGCGUCUCGAGAUCAUGCGGGUAGUAUGAACCUUUGCGAGGCUGCACUUCAUUUUGCCAGCGACACACUCAAACCCGGCGGCCACCUUGUCUGCAAAUUCUACACGGGAGCGAUGGAUAAAUCGUUGGAACAGCAACUCAAAGUGCUCUUCUCAGAAGUGUACAGAGAGAAGCCGGAAUCAUCUAGAGCAGAAAGCAAAGAGGCUUAUUUUGUUGCCCUGUAUAGAAAGGCCAAGGCCACUAUUAAUCACUAG
Trichoderma aggressivum f. europaeum is the source of this 648-nucleotide messenger RNA. RefSeq lists its product as uncharacterized. Gene Ontology annotation, cellular component: mitochondrion. Gene Ontology annotation, biological process: RNA methylation. The transcript has 6 exons. Gene Ontology annotation, molecular function: rRNA (uridine-2'-O-ribose)-methyltransferase activity. The coding region runs from base 1 to 648 and encodes 215 amino acids. NCBI's taxonomy places the organism in Eukaryota, Fungi, Ascomycota, Sordariomycetes, Hypocreales, Hypocreaceae. The record is from RefSeq and is a predicted model, not a curated record.